GUCAGUGCUGUCAACUGUCUGUGUCUGCCAAUGCCAAGUGCUGUCAUUUAACAUUAUUCAAAAAUAGCAAACAAAAUACAUAAUUAAAUUAAUUACAACGUUAUAAUACUUUAAUAAUCCUUUAUAAAUGAGGAUAGUAAAGCCCAGCUGGGUGAAUCACGAUGAGAAACCAAUAUUUUCUGUGGAUAUACAUCCCACUGGGAAGCGGUUUGCAACCGGGGGCCAAGGCGGCGACUCCGGCCGGGUGGUGGUUUGGAACUUAAACUCUGUUUUAUACGAGGAAGUAGAAAUCGACCCCAAUGUUCCUAAAAUGCUGUGUCAAAUGGAUAACCACUUAGCAUGUGUAAACUGUGUGCGAUGGAGCAAUGGAGGCAGGUACCUGGCAUCUGGUGGGGAUGACAGACUGGUGAUGGUGUGGGGUCUGAGCGUAGUGGCCGGUGCAGCGGGGAAACACAAGGCUGAGACGUGGAGGUGUUUGAAUACUCUUAGAGGACAUGCAGGUGAUGUCUUAGACCUGGCGUGGUCGCCGUUAGACAAGUGGCUGGCAAGUUGCAGUGUUGACAACACAAUCAUCAUUUGGAACGCAGAGAAGUUUCCCGAGAUGGUCUCUGUUUUGAACGGACACACUGGCCUUGUAAAAGGUGUUGCUUGGGACCCUGUUGGAAAAUACUUGGCUUCACAGUCAGAUGACAAAUCUUUAAGGAUAUGGAAAACUGCCGAUUGGACACCUGAAACUAUUAUCACAGAGCCUUUUGAAGAAUGUGGAGGUACAACUCACGUGCUGCGCCUGUCGUGGUCUCCGGACGGACAGUACGUGUUGUCAGCGCACGCGAUGAACGGCGGCGGGCCCACCGCGCAGGUGGUGGAGCGCGAGGGAUGGCGGUGCGACAAGGACUUCGUGGGGCACAGGAAGGCGGUCACUUGCGCUCGGUUCAACAGCAACAUCUUCGUGAAGGAGGGCAAGAAGUGUUGCUGCGCCGCCGUGGGCUCGCGCGACCGCACGCUGUCCAUCUGGCUGACGUCGCUCAAGCGCCCGCUCGUGGUGGUGCACGAGAUGUUCAGUGACAGCCUGUUGGACUUGUCCUGGAGCUCCGAUGGCUUGAACCUUUUAGCGUGCAGUUCGGACGGCACAGUGGUGUGCAUUCAGUUCACUAACAAGGAAAUCGGCACUCCGCUCACCAUAGAGGAAAAGAACUCCUUUUACGAAAAAAUAUAUGGCAAAUGUUUGGCCAACGAAUCGGGUGGUGAUUUGUCUUCCAAUUUACUGGUGGAAUGUCCAGAGAUCUUGCUGGCGCGGGAGAAACAGGAGGCGAAAAAGGAACUGCCGAAGGACGAGUCCACGCCUAAGAGUGACAAAACACAGCUGAAGCCAGUGCUGACCCCGUCGCCGACCGUGUCCCGCGACACGCCGCUGCGGCCCAUGGACAGACAGAUAGAGACCAGGACGUCGGACGGCAAGCGGCGGAUCACGCCUGUCUUUAUACCGCUCACUAGUGUCGAUGCCAACGAGUCUCUGGGCUCUCAGCCGGCCACAGAGAGCUGCUUCAGCACGUCGUCGCAGAGCAAGUCGCGCAUCCGCGUGGAGCGGCGCGACGACAUCGUCAUACACCCCAACGUGAGCAACCACGCCACCGCCGCCAAGACAGACACUGGACUAGAUCAGCGUCUGCGAAAACGAACGGCGUCGGCCCUGCCCGGGCCCAAGGCGGACGAGUUGCAAGUGAAGCGAGCGUGCGCUGGGGGCACCGCGGCCUCCAGUGCCCCCAGCGACAGUGUGCCCACUCUGGCUCUGCCCGCGCCUGCGCUGGGCACUGCCGGGCCCGUCGUGCGCGCCGCGGGAGCAUUGAGACUUCAGGUGGUGAACAAGGCGUGCACCACGUACUACGGCACGCUGUCCCGUCUGGAGCUGAUCCCGAAUAACUCCGCGUCCAACGAUCCUGUGUGGGAGACGUACUUGGGCUCUCCAGUGACGAGCCUCGCGUGCGACGCGCGCUGGGCGUGCGUGGCGUGCGCGGACGGCAGCCUGCACGUGUGGACGCUCGCACGCGCUGACGCGCACCGCGCGCUGCCGCCCAUCGCGUUGUCAUCGCAAGCAGCCAAGUUGACGCUGUCGGGAGACACGCUGGCCGUCGUGACAACGUCCGCGACGCUGACGAUAUGGGACCUCGCCAACGCGACUUGCGUCAUACGGCCGCUGUGCUUCAGGAAUCUGCUGUCACCUGGCGUGACAGUGACGAGUUGUUCUCUGCUGGAGGACGGUAACCCAAUGAUCUCAAUAAGCAACGGGAAAAGUUUCAUUUAUUGCAAGAAAUUGUGCGCCUGGGUGGUGUGGUCGGACGCAGGGGACCCGGUGCGGCGCGCGGGAGGGGGCGCGGGUCCGCGGGCGCCCACGCGCGCGCCGCGCCCGCCGCCCGCCGUGCCCACGCCUGGUCGCGCGAAGGCGCUGGCGGGCGCGGCGCGCAGCUGGCUGGAGGCGCAGGUGUGCGCGUGCCUGCACCUGCGGCUCGCCAGCGACUACCGGCACUGGCUCACUGCGCUGUUCGAACAUCUGCUGCACCACGGCACUGAGGAGCAGUUAAGAAACAUAUUGGACGACAUGCUCGGGCCCAGUCACUGCACUUCUACGCCCAAGAAAUGGCAGAACACCAUAUUGGGUAUAAAAAAGCAUGACCUUCUGGAAGAGAUGCUUUCCUUGCUGGUGCGUCAGCUGCGGUGGCAGCGCCUCUACACGGAGUACCACGACCAGCUCGCCAGCUUCGCGCAGACCAGCAGCAUGGUCAACGGACACUAGCUGGCUAUAUAGCCCAGUGGACACUAGCUGGCUAUAUAGCCCAGCGAACACUUGCUGGCUAUAUAGCCCAGUGGACACUAGCUGGCUACUAUUUGCUGGCUAUAUAGCCCAGCGAACACUUGCUGGCUAUAUAGUCCAGUGGACACUAGCUGGCUACUACUUGCUGGCUAUAUAGCCCAGCGGACACUAGCUGGCUCCUACUUGCUGGCUAUAUAGCCCAGCGGACACUAGCUGGCUACUACUUGCUGGCUAUAUAGCCCAGUGACAUGGUUACAAAACUGAUGCUAUACUAAAGCCAAAUUCAAUGUGCACUGUUUACCAACAAACAACCAACCAAGAAAUUUACCAAGAAAUGAAGGUAGAAAACGCAUGUCAUUAAAUACCUAAUUGAUUUUAAAACAGCAGACACCACGCGGUUUCAUGAUUCAUGUUUUUUUUAUAUUUGCCAUAUCUUUUAAAUAUGACCAAUAUUCCCAUUCCCCUCCAAGUAAUCAGGAAAGACUGUAUUAGGAGUGGGUACGACAAUAAACCAGCGGGCAGGGAUCGAACCACCACCCCUCGGUGAUGAGUCUGACCGCUCUUACCGUUGACCUAUUGAGGCUGCUAAUUCCCUUUCCUUUAGGGGGAUAAAAUAUAGCCUGGGAUAGUGUAGCUGUACUGUCCAACUGUAAAUUGGUUCCGUAGUUUCAAAACCAAUGCAAACAAACAAACAAACUUUGCUUUUUAUAAUAAUAGUAUAGAUUAUGUAUUGUUUUGUUUUUUUAUAAAAUGUUAUUCAAAUGAUAUUAACUAUGUACGAGUAUGUCUAAUUGUUCCAAGCUUAUUAAUCAAAUUUAUUUUCAUUAAUUUAAGAACAAGUUAACUAUAUUUAUUAGGAGUGAAAUGACUAGCGAUUUGUACCUUCAUUUUUAAUUUGUUUGUUUGUAAAAAGUGUAUAUCUUUAGUAUAAUUUGUCAAUUUAUUAAUUGCUGAUUAUGAUAUUAUGCUAAAAAGUUGUGUGAUUUUAGGUCAUUGGCUGCAAGUUGCUAGCUAUAUAGCCCGGGUUACAAAACAGACUAUUAAUUUUGUGAUUGCUGAUUGUGAUUAUAUUAUGAUCAAAAGUUGUGUACUAAGGCAUAAAGUUGCUGACUAUAUAGCCCAGUGAUCAGGCUACUAAACAGACACUAAUUGUGAUUGCUUAUUAUUAUAUUAUUAUCGUUAGAAAUAGCCUCUGCUGAUAGUUUUUAGCUGGCUAUAAGUUGCUGGCUAUAUAGCCAAGUGAGCAGGUUACAAAACAGACUCUAAAUUGACAAUUGUGAUUGCUAAUUACUAUUAUAAUAAGAUAAAAAUUGUAUAUCAACUUGCACUUGCUAUUUGGCAUCAAGUUGCUGACUAUAGCCCAGUGAUUAGGUUAUAAAAGACACAGGUUUGGUUGCUGAUUAUUUAUGAUUAUUACACAGAGUAAAGAAUGAUCCACAAUGAGUCUUUACAUGCAGCUUGGUGAAGCCCAUAAAAAAGUCACGCGUCUCCUUGAUAUUGCAUAUACAAACUUUUAGCAUAAUUUGUAUUCCAAAAUUUAGCACUAACAACAAUUAUGUAAAUUAAUAUAAUAAUCAAUAAUUACCAAUAAAAAAUUACUCCAUCUUAUUUCUUUAGUUUUUGUGAACAGUUUUUAAAAUAUUCAAAAACAUAAGACGCCAUUUUUCUUCAAUAAUAUUGAAAAUUAUUGAUGCGAUGCCGACACUUCGUGUUGUACUGACUCGAGAAUGUAUUCGUUUGAUUUUUGUAUUUGGAACUGCUACGACACCGUCGCGUUCCGUGCACUCUAUCUACCUUAUUCUUUAAUCUGUGAGUUAUCUAGGUAUUAUUUGUGCUAUAUUAUGGUAAAAUUGUAUGUUAAUAUGCAUAUGCCGUUAAGUCUUUAGCUGACUAUUACUCGUAAUUUUGUAGUCUAUAAAAAUGACUGCAUCCAAGAGUGGAUGUAGCAUAGCGAAAAAUCAUAAUAAAAAACAGUUAUGUGGAUUAUGAAAUUUAAAAAAAAACGAUUAUGAUUAAUUAAUUAAUCAUGCUGUAAUUGAAAUUGCCUGUAAAAUUCAAUAUUUAAAUUUUUCAAUGUUAAUUAUUUUAUCUAUAUUAUACAGGGUGAUUCGGACUUUAGUGCGGACAUUUUUUUUCGUGGUUCUGUAUCAUUAAUAGAACAUAAAUCUACAAACAGUUCGAUACAUUUUAUGUAAUUUUUUUUUUCAAUUUAUGUCUCAGAAAUAACAAAAUAAUGGACACAUUCCCAAACAAACUGCGCAACUGCUGGCGGCACUUUGUAAGACGCCGACAAAGAAAUACCGGCAGUAGUCAUAUCGCUUCGGCUUCGGCUGACGGGGGUGGCAGGGGUGAGGGGAUCGAAAAAUCCCUGAGGACGCCUGCCGAAUUGCCGAUGGGCGACCAGUGACAGACAAUCCAAAGAUUACAGUGUAUUAUUGGAAAUAGAUAGGCUACUCGAACUUUUUUCGGAACGAAUGUGAUAGCGCCAUCUAGUGACUAGAUACGGUAUUUUUAGUAUAGUAAAAAGUAUAAAAAUAAUAAUGCAUAUUUUUUGUAAAGGAGAGACAUUUUUGAUUUUGUAAUAGUUGAAGAAACCAAUUGAGAAAAACAAAAAAAAAAAGAAAAUAAGUUUUCCUUUGUUACCCCCGGGCUCGAACUCAGGAUUAUUAUAUUGUACCUUUGUUACGCACCACUAGGCCAAAUGACUAUGUGGAAAAUCGUUGAAAUUAAUGUACACUUACUGUUUUUCUUUAAUAAUCCCUUUGCUUUAGAAAUACAAACACAUUCUUUCUAUUACGCGUCAAAAUUAAAAAGAUCAAUAAUUCUUUUUUUUCGGUUUUUUUUCCGUACUUACACGGGUUUAAUCUCUAAAAACAUUCUAGUACGUACACAUUGUAUUUACUAUCCUGCAAUCUUAAAUCUAGAAUGUAGAUGGCGCUGCUUCAUAAAGAUUUCACGUUCUUCUAAGUUCCCAUGGCAUGAGACAAUCUGCCGUCGCUUGCGCAUUUAAGUCGAAUCCAAAGAUUACAAUGUAUUAUUGGAAAUAGAUAGGCAACUCUAACUUUUUUCGGAACGCUUGUGAUAGCGCCAUCUAGUGACUAGCUACGGUAUUUUUAGUAUAGUAUCCAUUAUGUUAUAAAAAUAAUAAAGCAUAUUUUUUGUAAAGGAGAGAUUUUUGAUUUUGUAAUAGUUGAAGAAACCAAUUGAGAAAAACAAAAAAAAAAAGACAAAAAGUUUUCUAAUGUUACCCCCAGGCUUGAACUCAGGACUGUUCGAUCGUACCUUUGUUAUGCACCACUAGGCCAAAUAACUAUAUGGAACAUCGUUGAAAUUAAUGUACGGUUACUGUCUUUCUUUAAUAAUCCCUUUGCUUCAAAAAUACAAACACAUUCUCCCUAUUACGCGUCAAAAUUAAAAGGAUAAAUAAUUCUUUUUUUUUUUGGUUUUUUUUUCCAUACUUACAGGGUUUAAAUCUCUAAAAACAUUAUAAUACAUACACACCAUAAGUAAUUGAAUUUAUUAUCCUGGAAUCUUAAAUCUAGGAUGUAGAUGGCGCUGCUUCAUAAAGAUUUCACGUUCUUCUAAGUUGCCAUGGCAUGGUCGAAUCAUCCUUUAAUGCAAAAGUUUGCGUAAUAAUAAUCAUCAUUUGUAUUUCAUUAUUCCAAUCGAAAGUUUAUAAUUUUUAUUAUUACUACGCAUUAUUGAUGGUCCUAAGCCCAAUAAAGUAUGAAGGGAAAAUCGAUACUCAACUCAAAAGUGACGACCUUUAAUUAUUAUAAAAAAUAAUAGGUACAAAAAUAAACGUAGAAAGGUCAACGGCCCUCGGCGCGGGCGCUCGCUAACCUAGUACCUACCAGCUGAUUUUGUAGUUGCCUAUUACUGUGCUAUUACUUAGUACAGCGAUAGGGUGACCCUCAAAUUCUGUUUAAAUGUUUAAACUUUAGCUAACGAUAACUUUGUUAUUGUUGAGUUAAAAAAAAAAAGAAAAAAUACGUGUUCAUUAAAUUUUGUUUAUGUACAAAAUAUAAAAAUAUCCGUACUUGAAAAAAUUUCUUCCUGUAUUUAUCGUCGCCUCUCAACUGAUUGUUUAUGUUCUAUUUUCUGCUGCAUUUUCUUUUGUAAUUUUAUUAAUAACAUGAUUGAAAAUUUUGAAAUACCCCCGAUGGUCAUGAAAUUAUUAAUUACACUUUCUAUCAAGUCAUCAAUAUUCUCUUUCAGUGCGCUUUCAUUUGAGACCCUACUCGAAUAUAUAUUCAGACAUUCGAUUAUUCUUCCCCACUUUUACCCGCCAGAACUUUUAAAAGGCUCAACCGAUUUUCAUCAAACAUGUCUAAGAACACUCGCACAUAAGUCACCUUUCAUGCAAAAAGUCGUUCGGGAGCUAUGGUGCAGACAGACACACACUAUAAACUUAUAACAUCCCUCUUUUUGCGCCGUUAAAAAUGAUAAAGUGACCUACCCUGACUUCUCAGAUUGGUAUUAAUUAAAAAUAAUUUAGCGAGUAAGGGACAUGAACAUAAUAUUAUGUGAUAUGACUCAUUUUAUUUUAUGUAUAAUAUAUAAUAUUACAAUUAAUAAUAAAUAAGUGAUGAUUAUAAUUAUACGAAUGAAUUACAAUAGUAUUACGUAAAUUAAGAUUCAGUACAGACUUGCUCUAAAACUGCCGUUUUUUCUAUAGUUUUGUAUUGUACAUUAUGACUAUAAAUGUAAUGUUAAAAAUAAAUAUUAAAUAUGUAUUUAUUUCGUAUGCUGAUUUCAUAAUAAAACUGUCAUGAAGAAAUAAAUCUUGCCAAGGUCACAAAACGUGUCAUGAAAAUUGAAGAAAUAAAUCACCAGCCAGGUCACAAAACAUCACGGCCUCCGUGGCGCAAGGGUAUGCGCGGUGGAUUUACAAGACGAAGGUCUUGGGUUCUAUAUCCGGCUGAUUGAGGUUUUCUUAAUUGGUCAAGGUCUGGCUGGUGGGCGGCUUCGGACGUGGCCUGUUACCACCCUAACGGCAAGAAACCGAAAGGUGUGUGGAUUUUCAUCCUCCACCUAACAAGUUAGCCGGCUUUCAUUUUAGAUUGCAUCAUCACUUACCAUCAGGUGAGAUUGUAGUCAGGAGCUAACUUGUAAAGAAUAAAAAAAACUGAGCUAAUCAUUUUUGACAUACAGACAAUACAGCGACAAACUGCUAUGUGUGAUCUUUUUAUGCUGACUCUACAACGUAAGCAAUAAACUUUUUUGAUGACACUGUUAUUAUGAAAUACUAAACAAUGACUGGGUUCAAAACAAGUCAACUGGUGCAUAAUCCGACAAGUUUUAAGCCCAGUCAGUCAACUUUUCUGUAUUGUUAAUAAAGUCUAUUUAGCACUAUAAAGCAUUUAGUAUCCGAAUUGAAAACGACUUCACCCAUCUUAAUAUAUAAAUGCGAAAAGUCAUUCAUCACGAAAUCUCAAAAACCACUUGACGUAUAAAGAUGAAAUUUGGCAGGGAGGUAGCUUAUAGUUGGUAGGUUUCCGCUAAGAAUGGAUUUUGCGAUAGGGCUAGAUUAAGUAGGUCAAAGGGCGGACGAAGUCGCGGGCGUUCGCUAGUGUUUUAUCAGUGUAAAGUGUAAAUUAAUUAUUAUGUGCAAUUAUUCUAUAAAAUCCAGUAAGUUUUGGCAUUUGUAAUUCUGUAAAGUAAAAUAGGUAAAAGACAAGUCUCCACAACAAUUUUCUUGUUUACGGAUUACCUUUCCUUUUUAAGAUUGCCUUUUGAGUUCAGAAAUUGCCUUCAGAAUUUUUGCCAGGUUAUAUUUAUGUAUUUCUAUGUGUUCUUAAUUCCUUGACUUUGUAAAUACUUAUUUUCCUAAAUAGAUGUUGUUGUUAACAUAAACAAUUUUAUUUCCAUUUACAUUUAUGGGUGUUUAGGGCUGUUGGUUCAUUUUAUGAUCUUUAUACCAUUCUAGUAUAUUUAAUUUACAAAAAAAUGUUUUCUAGUACUGCAAGGAAUAGGUUUGGUGAAAGAGGGUCACCUUGUCUUACUCCAAUGCCCAUUUUAAUUGAAUCUCCUCUUGUUUCAAGUUUUACUGUUCAUGUAAAUGUUUCUAGUGAUGUUGAUAUAUUUUUGUUCUACAUACGUUUUAAUGCUCCCAGAUGGAUUUGUGAGUAAUGCUGUCAAACGCUUUGCUAUAAACCCCAGAUAAUAGCGAACUCUAAAUAUUUUUUUGUCACCUACUCUAAUGCCUGUAUGAUCAAUCAAUGGUACUGUAGCCAGAGCGAAAUCCAGCUGUGUGUGUUCUGAUAAUAAUAGAUGAUAAUAGUUUGGCUAGGAAUUUUCAGGCAAUAUAUUUUUUAACAUACUAAAGAUUUAAAAUAUUUCAUCCAAUAAGCGGAUAGGUGAAGGUCAUUUUUAAUUCGGCUGUUGGACUAGUUGCUAAGAAACUUCUAAUAGGGUUUAUAAUUAAAGUUCAAUAAGUACAAUGAACUUUAUUUUAAAAAAAUAUUAUUAAUUUGAAAAAUAAAUCAUAGAAUGUACUACAAUGUGUUCAAACAUUGUGCCAAUUUGUCAAAAAAUAUUCGAGUGCCGGGUACAUUAAUCUAUACUAAUAUUAUCUCGUUGAAGAGUUUGUUUGUCUGGUUGGUUGAAAGCGAUAUAUAUAGCUGUAAUCAGAAAUUAACGGUUCGAAUUGAAGAAUUAUUUUUGUCCUUUUAUCAAGGGAGAAUGCUAUUUAAGGCAUCACGCUACUAGCAAAAGGAAUAAAAGGAGCGGAUCAUCAAUAAAAUUGUGGCAAAAACGAAAUAUGUAUAAUUUGAGAGCAUCCGUUGUGUGCUUUGUUUACUGUUAAAAUUACUCAAAAACCAUGUAUGACGGAAAUGUUCAAACCUUUUUAAAAGUUCAAAUAAUUAUUAUCACUAACUAUUGUUAUGUAUAACAUUGUCCCGGCACUCCAUCAAGUUGUAUUGUGCCCUAGUUGUAAGCAACAAGACUGUAAUAAAUGGAAAUAAAUCUAUUAUAAGUA
Bicyclus anynana (squinting bush brown) is the source of this 9791-nucleotide messenger RNA. It is a transcript of the gene Hira, whose product is annotated as protein HIRA homolog. Gene Ontology annotation, cellular component: nucleus; HIR complex. The transcript has 20 exons. The record is from RefSeq and is a predicted model, not a curated record. Gene Ontology annotation, molecular function: nucleosome binding; protein binding. Gene Ontology annotation, biological process: DNA-templated transcription; chromatin remodeling; regulation of DNA-templated transcription. Lineage: Eukaryota; Metazoa; Arthropoda; Insecta; Lepidoptera; Nymphalidae. Bases 128 to 2791 code for a protein of 887 amino acids.